This is a messenger RNA of Rotaria sp. Silwood2, 342 nucleotides long. Lineage: Eukaryota; Metazoa; Rotifera; Eurotatoria; Philodinida; Philodinidae. The record is from the annotation of a GenBank genome assembly.
AUGAAAAGACCAAGUGAUGAUUCAUCAAUUAAUAAUAUUAUAUUUGGCAUUGGUCUAGUUGUUGUUAUUUUACUGUUACUUUUAAUAAUUAUUAAAUUAAUUUAUAAAUGUUAUAAAAUGUAUCAUGGUACUGAUGAUGAUGAUCAUGAAAAAGAACAAGUUAAACGAUCACCUCUAUUACCUUUGUCAUCAUCCGACGUUGUUCGUCGAAAUUCAUCUUUACGUAAUCCAACACCAUCAAUGCAUCGAUCAAGUCUCAAUAUUGAAACUCAAAUGGAUAUUCAAAGAAAACGUUUAUCUCAAACAUACAGUAAUACCCCACCACUUAUAAAAAAAUCUUAA